AGAUUUGCCUUGGUCGACGGUUCCUAUGGUGAAAAGUUGAAACGGCAUUUGUAUGUUUGUUACUGCCCUUUCCUUGCUGAACGGGACCAGUAAAACCGAAGCUGUAAUUACUGCUCCAUUCUUAUCUUUUUUACUGAGCUUCCUCUUCCUCGCUAUAGCCUAUAGUAGCAGUAAUUAGCUUCUUAUCUUCCCCCGUUGUUUAUUAUUAUUAUCUUCUAUAAAUUAGAUUAAAUACUCCGUAAUGGUUUAUGCCCGUAUGUUUCUUCAAUCUUCUUCGCCGGCGUUCUGAUCUCUCUCUCUCUUUCUCUCAAUCUUCAUAAUAAUCCGAUCAUCUGGUCUGAGUGACUGAAUUCGCAGUAUUUGAUUGAUUCGAGAAGAAUUAGGAAUUUAGAUAAAUAAUAGGGGGGGAAGACAGUGAAAUGAUGUUACCGAUGGUUGAUUGCCGGGGAUUGAUCGAAUUCUGCAGGGCUUUUGAGCAGCACAAGAACAGGUCCCGAUUCCAAUCCAGCAAGAACAAACAAUCCCAGGAUAAGAAUCCCUUCUGCUCCGAUCACUCUCCCAUGGCCGCUCUUGAUUUGGUGUUACUCAUCCUGGUUCUCGGAUCUCUAGGUUUUCUCCUAAUCCCCUAUUUCACUUCGGUGUUCGCCGAGGCUUUUCCGAUUCUCUGCGAAAUCGUCGUGGAAUGCGUCAACGACACCCCGGUGGAGUAUUUUGUUGGCCUUGUGGCGGCGCUCUUAGGAGUUCUCGUCGUGAUCGUCGCGUGGGAGAUCCUCGAUUUGCGGUCUAGGAAGUGCGGGAAUCCCAAGUGUCAGGGCUUGAGGAAAGCGGUGGAGUUUGAUAUCCAGCUCGAGUCGGAGGAGUGCCUCAAGUAUUUGCCCCCGGACGCGACCUUCAACGGGAACGCCUUCUAUAAUUACGGCGUGAAGCCGUUGGAACUGGGGCAGGAUCGCAAGGAGCUGGAGGCGGAGCUGAAGAGGAUGGCACCGCCCAACGGCCGCACCGUUCUCAUCUUCCGGGCACCCUGCGGCUGCCCUGCAGGUAGAUUGGAGGUUUGGGGGAAUAAGAAAAUUCGUAGAGUUAAGAAAUGAAUUUUAUACGGAGGGAGGGAGUUCGUAGAGUUAUAGCUCUUAGUUUGUUAUUGUUCCAGCAGGAUCCAUCCUUAUACAAUGAUGAAUAAAGUAGGAGAUAUCAUCAAAUCAGUUUCGUGCAAUACAAAUAAGUAUUUUGACGAUGUAGCAAAACAAUACAUAACACUUGAUUUUGUAUAUUAUACUAAUUCUUCUUUAUGGGCUUUAUAUAUAUUUUUUCUUCUUACACCUAGUGUUUGGUGAGAUCAUUUUAUUCUUGUUCUGUUAAUGUCACUGUUCAUGCUGUUAUAAACCCAAGGGCAUCUGUCAGAAGUAUGCUUUUAUUGUUUGAGACCGAAUCUCCUUUCCAA
Ipomoea nil (Japanese morning glory) is the source of this 1438-nucleotide messenger RNA. RefSeq lists its product as uncharacterized. NCBI's taxonomy places the organism in Eukaryota, Viridiplantae, Streptophyta, Magnoliopsida, Solanales, Convolvulaceae. Bases 420 to 1088 code for a protein of 222 amino acids. The transcript has a single exon. The record is from RefSeq and is a predicted model, not a curated record.